Schizophyllum commune H4-8 is the source of this 1240-nucleotide messenger RNA. RefSeq lists its product as uncharacterized. The coding region runs from base 197 to 955 and encodes 252 amino acids. The record is from RefSeq and is a predicted model, not a curated record. NCBI's taxonomy places the organism in Eukaryota, Fungi, Basidiomycota, Agaricomycetes, Agaricales, Schizophyllaceae. The transcript has 4 exons.
CGACACCGACGCGCGCACGAGGCCGUAACAAAAGACGCGAGACAAAAGCGCCGCCGCCGCUGAUGGCCAGGACAAAAAGGCCGCCCCGCACGAAUCACCCGCGUGCGCGGGCAGGGGCGUAUAUAAGCGCCAGCCCGAGCACGGAGGGAACGCAUACCAGCGUCAGCUAGCAAGCACAGCACCAGAAGUACAGGAAAUGGCCGCCGUAUACGCCCAGCCCAUGGUCCCCUACGGUCACGGACCGUCUGCGCACCAUGCAUCCUCGUCCUCCCACCAUCACGCGUCGCGCCGCGAUCGCGGCUACCGCGUAUGCGACCAGUGUGGGCGCCCCGAGACGCCUACCGCCUCGCGCUUCCGCCUCUGCGGAGGCUGCAUGACGACUCAGUACUGCUCGCAGGACUGUCAGAAGAAUCACUGGCCGGCGCACAAGCCGAUCUGCCAGCACACGCAGGGCGCGCUCAAGUCCCAGGCGAGCGCAGCCCCGUCACCCUCCGAGAACAUCGCGAAGAACCUGCGCAAGUUCACGAGCGCGCACGAAGCGCUGCUCACUUGGGCCGGCUUCCAGGCGCUCCAGCUCAAGCGCAUGCCCAGCAACGUCAGGCAUAAGGCGCUGCUCAUCCAGCUCUCCAGCCGCCCGCACGCCGAGUCGCACAGACGACUCAAGAUGUCCUCUGCACGCCUAGUGUCGCGCGACUACGUCAACGAUCCCCUUGUCCAAGCGGACAUCCAGCGUCGUGACGAGCGCUGCCGCCGUGAAGGCGGUAUCGGCGCCGCAGUCGUCAUUCUCGAAGCCGAGGGCGUUUCGCAAGUGAUGCCUGUCGAGGUCGACAGCCCCGCGGACAUCGCCUGGGAUUCGCGCGACGACUGGCAAGGAGUGCUCUACCACUUCAUCGACAUCGGGCGCACAGACUUCGCCCAAGUCCUCGCUGCGGGCAUGCUCGGCCGAGGGCAUUGACCGCACGCCUAGACCAGGAUCGGUGUCCGCACUGCGUUGACCGCCUUGCUGGCAGCGUUACCUGCUUCGCCCUCAUAGGGACCCUUGCAUACUUUCUCCUCGCACUUCGUGCAUCGUCUCAACACGCACUUCGUUCUUCACAUUCUGCAUUUCUAUUGCCUGCAUCUUUGGGACAUUCACUACUUGUGCGCGCUACGCUGCACUAUACCCUCAAUUCGCCCUUCUCCGUAUCGCUUUGCUGUCUGUACUGCUGUCUAUUGGAAUCAAAUUAUCCCCUGAACUAUC